Blepharisma stoltei is the source of this 861-nucleotide messenger RNA. Lineage: Eukaryota; Ciliophora; Heterotrichea; Heterotrichida; Blepharismidae. The record is from the annotation of a GenBank genome assembly.
AUGGCGAAAAUCCUAUUUGUUUUAGGACUGAUAUUGGUGUCUACAACAGCUUCUUACAUUAAUGUGAUGAAUGAUACUUUUAAUGACUUAAGCAACUGGCUAGAAAAUGUUAUGCCUGGUGCUGAUUCUGGCAAUAAUGAAUGGGAAUAUUAUACAGAUAGCCCUAACAACAUUUUUAUCGCUCAAGUCAAUGGACAAAAUGCAUUAGUUCUUAGAGCUCUUCAGCAAAAUUAUCAAGGCUAUAAUUAUACUUCUGGAAAAGUAAGUUCAGUUCGACCAUGGGGUCCAUAUGGUUUUUUUAAUAUCAAAGCAAUUGUUCCAAAAGGAAAUGGCUUAUGGCCUGCAAUUUGGCUUCUCCCACCAAACUCAAAAAGUAUUUAUGGAAGCUGGGCUGCUUGCGGAGAAAUUGAUAUUAUGGAGGCAAUUUGCACAGAAACAGCUGGACGCUCAACUUUGCAUUUUGGAGGUCAAUGACCAAACAAUGCUCAGUACCCAGAAGCUCCAAAAAAUCAAUUCCCUUUUACAGCUGAUUGGAGUAAUCCUCACUGGUAUGGGGUUGAUUGGCAGCCAAACUACAUCAAUUUCUGGUAUGAUGCUCAAAUAGUAAAUGGACAAAUAACUGGAGGAACCUUAAUAAAUAGCAUUUCAUCAAGCAAUUGGUAUUCUCUAAACUCAAAUGGCCAAAGAUAUCCAGGAAAUGCACCUUUUAAUCAACCAUUCGGCAUAAUCCUGAAUUUGGCAAUAGGAGGAAGCUGGCCUUGCUCAGUUCCUGGAUGUUGUAGUAAUAUCGCUGUUCCUGCCCAAAUGACAAUUUUUAAUGUUCAGGUUUGGGAAAAUGCUCAGUCUGAAGAUCAAAUUUAA